AUGGAAGUUGAUGGUGAAGUUGAAGUAGAAGCUGAUUUGACAACUUCAGCGUCUACAACAGUUUUAACAACUACGACUACCACAAGUGGCAGCCAUUCAUCCAUACCAGUUCGAGUUAUUUUACCGACCUCAUAUCAAUUCGUUAUAAGCCAAGAAGAUGCCAACCGUUUAUUGGAAAUGCGACGUGUAUUUUAUCAAAAAGAAAAUGAACGAAAAUUAUCUAAAUUAGGUCUUCCAGUAUUAGUUGAUCAUGAUGGACUUUUAUCGACAACGACAUCAACCAUUGACGAUAGUGCGAAUUCUAACGCAGUAUCUUCUUCAACCGGGAAGCUUAUUCGACGUCGUGAUAUGGAAUGGCUUUCAAUCGUAUUACCAUUUGUUAAAAAAUAUAAUCCACAUUGUGGCGUAUGUGCAUCAAGUAAAAAUUAUGGCCGACGUUUAGAUACAGCAAAUAGUUAUUUAUUACGGUCCUAUUUCUAUUGUCAAGGUCGUGAUUGUCCAUUUAAUUGUACCGUUACAAUAAAAGAAAACGGUAAAGCAUUAUUAUGUUCACGUUUUUCGAAUGGUAAUAUUGUUGAUCAUCGAAAUGCCAAACGUGUCGCACGACCAAAUCGUUCUUUAAAUAAAUCAAACAUACGCAAUACGAGUAAUAAUAAUAAUAAUGAUAAUAAUAAUGAUAAUAAUAAUAAUAAUAAUAACGAAAUGCGUUCUGAUAAUUCAACAAAACGUUAUCGUAAAUCACCAAAUUCAAAUCCAAUAUCAAAUCAAUGGAAUCAAACAUUUACCGAUGAAUUAACAGCAAAUUUUAAUACGAGUGAUUUAAAUUUAACAGAUACUGAUUUCGAAGAAACAUUACGUUUAUCAUCAACAAAACGUUUUAUUAAUAUGUGUUGUAAUCUUGUUCAAUUAGCAACAAAUCUACGUCAAGAAAUUGAUCCAACUGGCCUAUUGCCAGGUGCAUUACAACAUGUUUCAUUAAGUCCAUUUCACAUUGCUGUUCAUACGGAAAAUUCACUACGAUAUUAUCAUUCAGCGUUAACGAAAAAAACACUUGAUAAACCGCCUCCACUUCUAUAUAUUAAACCAACCGCUACCUGUAUUCAGCAAAAUAAUACAAUUAAUACAGCUAGUCAAAUAAUUAUUCUCAAUCAUGAUAUUAUUUAUCAUCCAGCUCGAACAAAUUCGUCCUUAACUACUCCAACAAGAAUCACUGCAUCGACCUGUAUACCUCAACAUCAUAUUGCCUAUAUGUUUAUCGAUAGUAUUGAACAUGAUGAUAAAAAAUUAUUUUAUUGUGAAUUUAUGUUGAGUAAUCUCGAUGAUUCAUCAUUCAUUCCAAUAAGUUUUUCUUACACAGAAAAUGCCGAUGAUACUGUUGCUCAAAAUUACGUCCUGAAAUCAUGGUUAGAACGUUUUCGUUUUGAUCAUGAACAUUUAUAUAAAUCUUCAUUACCAUCGUUAUCAAAAAAUUAUUUUUUUCCACAACCAUUACUGAUCCUAGUCGAUGAUCAUCGGGAAACACCAUUGAAUAAUUGUUGUCUACAAUUUUUUAAUAAUGAAACAUUUAAACAAUAUACUAUGCGAACAUAUUUACUUGUUUCAUCGAAAAUAGAAUAUCCUGCCCAACAAGAAUCCACGAAUCGAAUUGUUCUUUAUGUUAGUUCUUCUUUAAUUGUAUAUGAUUUUCGUACACUUGUGAAUAAAUAUGUUUCAAAUGAACUUCGUCAGCUAGCACUAUGGUCAAGUCUUUUGUUAUUAUAUACUCAAACAUGGCGUGAAGUUAGACAAAAUUGGUCAUUAAUAUGUGAAAUAUUUCUUAAUUGGGGAACCAAUUUUGUUUCAUUAAAAGCAUAUGAAGAAUUAUGCGCCAAAGUAGCAAAAAUUGAAAAUGAUCCUGAUAUCACACAUCUGAUGGAUCUUAUCUAUAGUAGUACAAAUACGAUAAACCAUGAUGAACAACAAGACGAACAAGAUAACGAUGAUAAUAAUGAGGAUAAAAUAAGUGAUGGUGUGGUUGAUCUAUCAGAUUUUCAAAAUGAUCAUAUUUAUACAAAAAAUAUGAUCACCAAUGAAACAAAUCGUUAUGUAUCGCCCUAUGAAAACGAUCUACGACGAAUAUUUAACGAAAAGAAUAAAUCUAAAACAGCUUUAAUAUCUUCGUGGGACACAUUAUCAAUAUCAGAUCGAACAAUAUUAAGAAAAAUUAAAGGCAACUGGAAAUGGCUACAUCUAUUACUCAAAGAUUAUAUACCAUCCAUACCACUUUGGUCAAAUUUAAUACAUUCCAUAUCGAAUAAUGUUAAACAUGUUCGCCUGAACAAACGUAUAACAAGGCUAAUGAUUAGUAAAGAUAAACGAAUCAAUCAAAUAAAACGUAUUCAAUUAGCUGAACGUGUUCAUAGGAAAACUGACCUUGUUAUCAGCAGUUUAGCAAAAGAUUUAAAUUCACAAGUAGCUAAUGCUGAUUUAAAACAAUAG
Rotaria socialis is the source of this 2478-nucleotide messenger RNA. NCBI's taxonomy places the organism in Eukaryota, Metazoa, Rotifera, Eurotatoria, Philodinida, Philodinidae. The record is from the annotation of a GenBank genome assembly.